Messenger RNA from Botrytis cinerea B05.10, 2204 nucleotides. RefSeq lists its product as hypothetical. The transcript has 5 exons. The record is from RefSeq and is a predicted model, not a curated record. NCBI's taxonomy places the organism in Eukaryota, Fungi, Ascomycota, Leotiomycetes, Helotiales, Sclerotiniaceae. The coding region runs from base 227 to 1195 and encodes 322 amino acids.
GAAACAAAACAUUUCAAGAUACCCAUAGCUAUUUCCCAUUCCAUUGUUAUCAGCUCUCACGUGAAGAUUAAUUUAGGCGAAACCUUUGGAAAUCAAGCUGUCACUUCCAUGUGCAGUCGCAACAUCAACCUUUACUGCUCAUAACUAAACAGAACCUACGAGGUAUCCCACAAUCAUAAACCAGAGCGCAUAUUCGAUCACAAUAAACAUACACACAAUACAACAAAUGAACAUGGAUUUCUCCAAGUUCCAAGCCUUUGGCAAGAAUGUCUCAGCCUCAUUCACGCCUUUCGCAGCUCGAACCCAACAAUAUGUUAAAGAGAGAUUGGGCCAAUCUGAUGAUAAGACACAACUCCCUCCCGAUUAUAUUGAGUUGGAGAAAAGGGUCGAUGCGUUGAAGAAGGUGCAUCAGAAGAUGUUGUCUGUUACGUCAAAUUUCUCUCAUGAGGGUUAUGAUUACCCGCAAAAUUUGUCGGAAUCGUUCAACGACCUUGGCCGCACGGUUUCCGAAAAAGUUCAACUCCUCUCCUCUGCCACCUCCCCGGCCGAAGCUCAAGCUGCUCUUACAGCCCCUCCAUCCGCAAAACCACAACCCAAAACCUUCAACCAUGCCAUUGCCCGCGCAGCCUUGGCCUCUAGCCAAAUUCUUCAACAACAAAACUCUUCUGGAAAUGAAGAUCCCUUAGCUACUGCCCUUGAGAAAUAUGCUCUCGCAGAAGAACGUGUUGGAGAAGCAAGACUUGCACAAGAUAGUCAAAUUCAAAGUCGUUUCCUCGCAGGUUGGUCUACAACAUUGAAUACUAAUUUGAUGUUUGCGACCCGUGCUAGAAAGAGUGUGGAGAAUUCGAGAUUAUUGCUUGAUGCUGCAAAGGCAAAGGCUAAGAAUCCAGGAUGGCAUUUACCUGGUCAAGCAGCUCCUCAACAUGACGGUCAUGAAGAUGAAAUUCAGAGUGAAGAAGCCAGAGUUGAGAUUGAACAAGCAGAGGAUGAGUUUGUUGGACAAACUGAAGAAGCUGUUGGUGUUAUGAAGAAUGUCCUCGAUACACCUGAACCGCUCCGAAAUCUUGCUGAUCUUAUCGCCGCUCAACUCGAAUACCACAAGAAGGCAUAUGAAAUUCUCAGUGAACUUGCUCCCGUUGUUGACGGUCUCCAAGUUGAACAAGAAGUGAGACGUUCCGAGGCAUUUUCUGCCUAAUCCUCUUUUUCUUUAUUUUUCACUCCUAGAAUCCUUGAGCCAUGUUGCAAUUAUGUUAUUAGAAUAUCACAGUUCAGUUAGCUGAUGAAGUGUAUUCUACGCAGGCCAGCUAUCGAAAAAGUCGUGAUGGUGGAAGUGCUUAAUCACCAUCUAAAGAAUAUUGAUACCAAAAUGAUACUCAAUUCGAGAUCAAAGAAUGAAGUGAUAAGAAAUUGGGAAAUUUGAGAUGUGAUGCGACGCGAUGCGUUAUGGAAUCUUUUUUCUGACUGCUUUUUUUCUUCUGGCGAUUGUAGGAAACUCAGGAUUCGUUCGCUUCGACUAGGACUGGGAGUGAGGCUGGGUGGUAAAGAGAAUAUUUUCUGGGGGGGGGGGGGGAGCAUGUAGGCAAUCAACGUCGGUUGGGAUGACAUAAGUGAAACGGUGGAUAGUUUUUCUACGUUUGGGGGAAAUUUUUGAGAGAGUGCGUGCGUGGUGAUGGUACUUGGUAACUGGACACCUGUCUUGUACGAAUUGUAUUGUUGGUGUGACUUUGGAAGGGCGCAGGUAGCUUUUUUUCUUCUUCCUUCUUUUGUAGAGGGGUUGGGGUUGGUUGGGGUUGGAAGAUAGAUAGAUUGAUACCUAGGUAGGCAUCAAUUCAAGUACUGAUAUUGAUAUUAUAUUUGUGUGAUAGGUCGCCGAAUGGAAAUAUGGGGGGAUUAUAUGCUGUGAGUUGUAUCCUAGGUGGAUGGGAUGUUCAAUUGGUAGGCUGAGUUGGGUUUGUUUUACUGCAAACAUGAAUUUGAAUAUGGAGAUGAUUCUAUGGACGCAUGGCAAUAUGUGGGAGGUUUCUUUGUGCGGAAUGGGGAUGAGAGUUUUCUGGAUUAUGGUUGCAAUAUUGGACAGUAUCGAUGAUGUGAUAUUCACGAAAUGACCGUGGAUGAGUGUGCUUGUUAUCAGUGUAUUUGUAUUCUGGUUAUGAUAAUAUGAGAUGGAGAAGAGGCAGUUUGAUAAUUAGAUGGUGGAAGGUUCA